This is a messenger RNA of Chaetomium fimeti, 975 nucleotides long. RefSeq names its product S-adenosyl-L-methionine-dependent methyltransferase. Bases 1 to 975 code for a protein of 324 amino acids. Gene Ontology annotation, molecular function: methyltransferase activity. The record is from RefSeq and is a predicted model, not a curated record. NCBI's taxonomy places the organism in Eukaryota, Fungi, Ascomycota, Sordariomycetes, Sordariales, Chaetomiaceae. The transcript has 9 exons.
AUGGCGGACCAGCCCCAGCAGACGCCGGAUAAUAUCAUCCAAGCGGAUGAUCAAUGGGACAACGCGAGCGUUGAUGAUGAGGGCGCCGAGGUUGCGAGUUCCGGGAGCUCAAUGACUUCGAUCACGUCCUCGGUGCUGCGAGGCAAGGUGGAGGAUGGGCGGGUGUAUGCCGUGUACGGCAAAGAAGAGUACGGAAUGCCGAUGGACGAUGUAGAAUUGGACAGGAUCGACAUGUGUCACGCCAAGUACUACGCUUUGCUCGAAAAGAAGCGCUUCAUCGCCCCGAUUGGAGAGAACCCUCAGAAGAUUUUGGAUCUGGGUUGCGGGACAGGCAUAUGGUCGAUCGACGUUGCGGAUAUGUACCCUUCCGCUGAUGUAAUCGGGGUUGACAUUGCUGCGACACAACCAGAAUGGGUGCCGCCAAAUUGCCAUUUCGAGCUCGACGACAUUGAGCAGGAGUGGGCGUGGAAACAGAAUUCAUUCGAUUUCAUCUUUGCUCGCGACCUCAUACUCUCCAUCCGGGACUGGCCUCGGCUGAUCGACCAGGCUUACACGCAUCUCAAACCCGGCGGCUACCUCGAAUUCCAUUGCGUGACGGGCCUUCUGAGGUGCGACGACAACACGCUGCCCGAGGACAGCGCGCUGCGCAAGUUAUCGGACGCCAUAUAUGAUAGCACGCUAGUAUUCGGCACACCCAUCGACGACCCGACACGGUGGAAGGGCUGGUUCGAGGACCGCGGCUUCGACGACGUCACCGAGGUCAUCUACAAGAUGCCCUGCAGCCCGUGGGCCAAGGACCAGCGGCUCAAGCUCAUCGGGGCGUUCGAGAUGGAGAACCUGCUGUAUGGGCUGAGCGGGAUGGUGACGAGGCUGUUUGGGAAGGGGCUCAACUGGUCGGCGGAGCAGGUGCAGGUGUUCCUGGUGGACGUGAGAAAGGAGAUCAAAAGCCGGAAUUUGCAUGCUUAUUGGCCCUAG